AGGGAGAACAAGUCACAAACUUCCUAAAGAGGCAUCACUUGUUAAGUCAGUUUGAUGACGCACACGCACUACAUUACUAUAACAGUCCCGGAUCCUCCAAGCAAGAACAAACAUCAGCAGAGGACAGUACCACAUAUGACUUCAACAACCACAUGCUAGGCAGCCCUAUCUACCAACAAAAACAAGAAGAGCCCAGAAAGCCCAGAACCCAGAAGCAGAAACAACUCAGAAGCAAAAAAAAGACCACAGAAACAAGAAGCAGAAAUACCACAGAAGCAGCCAGAUCCCUAGGACCACAGAACCCAAAAGCAGAAAAGAAAUUCGCAAACCCAGACACCUCUCUCCCCCCAUUAGGGCCAAUACUCAGCUGCAUAGCGCUGGAGGGGAGGUAAUCCGCGCUCCCACUUCCGAUACCUCUUGGGCUCGCAAGUCUC
Molecule: messenger RNA, 434 nt
Organism: Dothidotthia symphoricarpi CBS 119687
Lineage: Eukaryota; Fungi; Ascomycota; Dothideomycetes; Pleosporales; Dothidotthiaceae
Exons: 1
Coding region: 153-392 (79 amino acids)
Source: RefSeq, a predicted model, not a curated record